AUGGAGGUGCUGCGACAAGUGCAAAAACUGCCCGCGCCAGCGCUGAAAAAAUUAGAUGCCAUCUUUGUGGCUAUCGGAGGGGGCGGGCUUAUCGCCGGGGUGGCGAGCUAUAUCAAGGCUGUAGCGCCGCACAUCAAGGUCAUAGGGGUGCAGAUGAACGACUCUAACGCUAUGGUGCAGUCCGUGGGCCAAGGUGAGCGCGUGGUGUUGAGCGAUGUGGGUUUGUUUAGCGACGGCACUGCUGUCAAACAAGUGGGCAAAGAGACUUUUCGCUUGGCGCAAACUUUGGUAGAUGAGUUUAUUGAAGUCAAUACCGAUGAAGCCUGCGCGGCAAUCAAAGACAUAUUCAUAGACACGCGCAGCGUAGUUGAGCCUGCUGGCGCUUUGGCAGUCGCUGCCAUUAAAAAAUACAUAGCGCGUCAUAAGAAGAAAAACGAGAGCUAUGCGGCCAUUUUGUGUGGUGCGAAUAUGAAUUUUGAUCGCUUGCGAUUUGUUGCAGAGCGCGCAGAUGUGGGGCAGGAGCGCGAAGCCUUGUUUGCAGUGACAAUGCCAGAAGAGCGGGGCAGUUUUCGCCGCUUUUGCGAACUAUUGGGCAAUUUGCCUGGUGGGGCGCGCAACAUUACUGAGUUCAACUACCGCAUGGGCGAUGGCGCCAAAGCACACGUAUUUGUAGGUGUGAGCACCGUAAAAGGCGAGUCCACAAAAAUUGCCAAAAUUUUUGGCUCGCAUGGCUUUGCCGCUCUGGAUUUGACCCAUGAUGAGCUGGCUAAGGAGCAUAUCCGUCAUAUGGUGGGGGGCAAGUCUGGCCAUGCGCAAGAAGAGAGGGUUUUGCGUUUUGAAUUUCCCGAGCGACCUGGAGCACUUUUGAAAUUCUUGAAUGCGCUGCAACCCAAUUGGAAUAUCAGCCUCUUUCAUUAUCGCAACCAAGGGGCGGACUAUGGGCGCAUUCUGGUCGGCUUGCAAGUGCCCCCCAAGGACUACAAAGCUUUUAAUGCGUUUUUAAAGAAGUUAGGCUAUCCCUACGUUGAAGAAACUAAUAACCCUGUGUUUAAGCUAUUUCUUCAAUAG
Messenger RNA from Darwinula stevensoni, 1068 nucleotides. Lineage: Eukaryota; Metazoa; Arthropoda; Ostracoda; Podocopida; Darwinulidae. The record is from the annotation of a GenBank genome assembly.